This is a messenger RNA of Paramormyrops kingsleyae, 2300 nucleotides long. Lineage: Eukaryota; Metazoa; Chordata; Actinopteri; Osteoglossiformes; Mormyridae. The record is from RefSeq and is a predicted model, not a curated record.
UACAGCAAAACAUCACAGAGGAACAAACAGAUUGCAAUGGGAAGGAAAAAAUUCAACAUGGAUCCCAAGAAGGGAAUUCAGUUUCUCCUGGAAAACGACCUUCUAGAGAACACUCCGGAAGACAUCGCACAGUUCCUUUACAAGGGGGAGGGUUUAAACAAAACCGUCAUCGGGGAUUACUUAGGAGAGCGGGAUGAAUUCAACAUUAAGGUUCUCCAGGCCUUUGUUGAGCUACACGAAUUUGCAGAUCUGAACCUUGUGCAAGCUUUAAGGCAGUUCCUGUGGAGCUUCAGGCUCCCAGGCGAGGCCCAGAAGAUCGACCGCAUGAUGGAGGCCUUUGCUUCUCGUUACUGCCAAUGCAACCCAGGGGUCUUCCAGUCCACAGACACGUGCUACGUCCUGUCCUUCGCCAUCAUCAUGCUCAACACCAGCCUGCACAACCCCAAUGUGAGGGACAAGCCUGCGGUGGAGCGCUUCAUCUCCAUGAACCGCGGGAUCAACGAAGGAGGGGACCUGCCCGAAGAGCUGCUGAGGAAUUUGUAUGAAAGCAUCAAAAACGAACCUUUUAAAAUCCCGGAAGAUGAUGGAAAUGACCUGACACACACAUUCUUCAACCCAGACAGAGAAGGGUGGCUGUUAAAACUUGGUGGAAGAGUGAAGACCUGGAAACGAAGGUGGUUUAUAUUGACUGACAACUGCCUAUAUUAUUUUGAGUACACAACGGACAAGGAGCCUCGCGGGAUCAUUCCGCUGGAAAACCUCAGCAUUAGAGAGGUUGAAGAGCCCAGGAAGCCUAACUGCUUUGAGCUCUUUAACCCUAAUCAUAAGGGCCAGGUGAUCAAGGCCUGCAAGACCGAGGCGGAUGGUAGGGUGGUUGAGGGGAACCAUGUGGUGUACAGGAUAUCGGCUCCCACACCAGAGGAGAAGGAGGAAUGGAUCAAGUCCAUCAAGGCCAGCAUCAGCAGAGAUCCUUUCUACGACAUGCUGGCCACCAGAAAACGAAGGAUUGCUAACAAAAAGUGAGCCGCACAGACGGCAAGGAGGACGGGCUCAAUUCCCAAGUGGUCUUCCAGACAUUCAGUACACCAGGGACGCUGGCCCAAGUGCAGAACAAGAGCAGGCAUGACAUCAGUCCAGAAUGACAGCUGAACAAGAGAAUGUGAAGCCAGCCCCAUAGCUGUGGUAUUUAACUACACCCCUACUCCCCCAGUGUGAUUAUUAUUUUAGCAUCUUUAGCUGCAAUUUUUAACUACCUAUGCAUGUUCAUAGAUCCAGUGUGAUCUCAAAACAUAGCUAUAUAAUCAAAACAGAAUUUUUAUGAGUAUAAUUUUUAUGAAAAAAUGGGAAAUUUGUAACUUAAAGAAAUUUUUUAUUAAAUGUGUCCCCUAAAUUGUGCAUCCUGAGGGUGAGGUAUUUCAAGCAGAAAGGAAAAGAACUCAUAGCUCAACCUCCACUACAUUCAUCGACAGUUUCAAAUGGUCACCUCCUGAAAUCAGCAUGUCGAUCACCUCGCUUCUUUAAUACCUGUGGCAUUAGAGUGUCUUAAGAAAAAUCACUUAAGACAUGGAAAACCCAGGGCUGAAUACCCGGAAGCGUUACAAUUUUGCAUAACAGAAUAAUGAACAUACAGAAAAAGAAAGAAAGAAAUGGGCCAGAACUGGGUUAUAUACCCUGCAGGUGUUAUUUUGCUGUGCUGUUACACUCAUCGGCAUUUAAGAAGAUAUUAGAAAGAAUGUUCAUAACAUUCCACAUCAGUCUAAAUAAAGGGCUGAUUUUUUAAAACAUUGUUAAAAAAACAUCUUUUGUUCUGAAGUACCAGUCAAAUAAAGCUUUUUAGUAUCCUUAUGUAUAGGAGGUAACAUAAGUACCUGCUAGUUUAACAAAUAUUACAAUGGAAUCUAUUUUAUUAUUGUUUUAUUUUCCAAUAUUACAUUGUAUUGUGGAGAAACAAUGUUUGUGACCAGUUUGUGAUUGAACAUCCAAUAUCAGUUUGCUUUUGUAUUUAUUUUCUUUACUCAAUUGCAAGUUCCAUUUGUGACUGUUGGAAGGCAUAUUCUUAAGUUAUGUGUAAAUAAUGUACAUUCUGUAUUUUGGUGUGAAUUUUAUUGCAUGUAAAACCUUACGGCUGUAGCUUUCAGCAGUUUAGAUGUCAGUGGUCAGCUGACAAGGUAUCAUUUGGAGUGAGCCAGUAUGGUAUGGGGAUAGGAAUGGAUUCUGAAGAGAAUGGUGACUGAUGAGGCUGAAGCCAGCAGUGUUUUACAUGGGAAUGAAAAUAAAAACCCUGACCUAGGGUAAAAUCA